Capronia epimyces CBS 606.96 is the source of this 1245-nucleotide messenger RNA. RefSeq lists its product as uncharacterized. Bases 1 to 1245 code for a protein of 414 amino acids. The record is from RefSeq and is a predicted model, not a curated record. NCBI's taxonomy places the organism in Eukaryota, Fungi, Ascomycota, Eurotiomycetes, Chaetothyriales, Herpotrichiellaceae. The transcript is spliced from 2 exons.
AUGCACCAUGUGCACCUCAGAAUUGGCCGCCAUGAGGAGUCGUAUGAGCGGACGCGGUUCAAGGAAGAAGAACUUGAUGUCCCACAGAAGAAUGCUGUUGUCAGUCAGGUUGAUAACCCUGUCAGAAUCCAGCAUGCUGAUGUCCUUGCACUCUCUGGGGGCGAGCAAGUCGUGGAGCCCUCUCACUCCCAAGACUUGACCGAACUCCCACACACAAUACGCGACCCUCCCUCGACCAUAGACGAGAUCGCUGCCACCGAUCGGGUUGAAGCUCCACGAGUUUCUGGAGUGUCUCUGUCUGUAUUGCCUUCUUUGAUCUGGAUUACAAGAGCAGACCAGAGAACUCGGGUUCCAUAUGCUCCUGAGGUAGUGCACAUCAACAACGAACCGCUCAUCAAAACCGACGAUCAUCACUUUGUCUGUGCCACGUACGCAGAUUGGUUGCUCAGAGGAGAUAAUAUCACAGUUCGUCAAAGACCUUAUCAGCACUGGAGCAGUGCGCGGACAGCAGGUCGGCCGCAGAUUCUCUUUGAGCUUUAUCCGAUCGGUCAGUACGAAUACACGCCGGCAAACGGCCGACGGAAAAAGUCUCCACACGAGUUCCAUCCACUGUUGGAUCCAUAUGGCAGGGUGUACCUCACCGCCGAGAACCGUGCACUUAGGUAUUCGCCCGCCAUGCCGUUCCAGAUCAGCACGGAGAUAGAGGGGUGGGAAAUGGAAGCCGUGUGUCGCCUUGACCCGGAUAUCUGCCACCAGGAUUUCGUCGACCGCAUGAUCCCCAACCCUGUAGGCGGGAAGGGCAGACCGACUAAAGGCACGCUGAAUCACCGACGCCGUCGUGAUCGAAUGAAGAUGAGAGUUCUCCCGUGGCCAGUUCCACGCCAGCUUAGCUACUCAGAUAGUCAAGUGGUCGAUCAGCUUGAUGAGUGGGGACUGGCCAACAACUCGACAGCUCGCCUGAAAGAUCUCACCAAAGAGGAGAUCGAUGUUCAGUGCGCCAUCAUGUACGGAGGGCAUCUGGAGAGGUCGGGGGCCAACGCGCAGAACGAUCAGGCCAGGCUGCGGAACUUUAGGUCGAAUCUCGCCUUGGUGCGUACAGCACACGCAGAGGAUUCAGAAGAGGUGCGAACGGUCAAGCGCCGCAUCGCUGAGCAACUCGAGAAGAUGGGCUUGCGAUAUGACAGCCACAUAUGGGACGUUUCGCCGCAGCAGGAAGAAGGCUGUCAGCCAGUGGCGAGAGAGUGA